AUAUCCUCCAGCCCCAGGCAGCCAAACGAACAUUAGUUGACAGUUCAGCACGCUACUGUUGCCACACCCACCACCCCUCAGUUGAACUGCUGACUAGGUAGUUGUCAACUUUUUCGUUGUUGUCAUGACAGCGCACGCACGUGCAUACCAGACACACUGGGAAGGAACUUUUAGAUGCGCGCUUUCCAAUUCGAAAAAUGGAGAAAGAGACUGAGUCUGAGGCACCGCCAUCAUCAAUUAAAAAGAGAAGGUGUGGGUACAAGAAAGACUGGGAAAAUGAAUAUUUGUGGCUGAAAGGUGUUGAGGGGGAUACCGAGAGGGCUUUUUGUGACCUUUGCAAAACGUCCUUCUCAAUCGGACAUGGAGGGGAAUAUGAUGUCAAACGACACAGACUCACAAGAAACGUGUCCAACAGAAAGAGACAUCCAAAUCUAUGGAUGCUUUUCUCCGACCUAAAAAUGACUUUCUAGCUGACAAAGUGACUGCUGCAGAGGUGACGAGUGUGUAUCACACUGUCCAACACGCUACAUCAUAUCGAGCAGGAGAUUGUGGCACAAAGCUAGCCCCAACGAUUUAACCGGACUCGGACAUUGCCAAGAGGAUGGCCUGUGGUCGGACGAAGGCAGAAGCCAUUGUCACGGAUGUGCUUGCUCCUGCCUCCGUCGAAGAUUGCUUGAAAGUCCUCAGAAGACCACUGAAUGAGCAACGAGAGGCAACAACCAAAGCCCACACGCCAUUCUUCUCAGUGGCUUCAGAUGCCUCCAAUCAUGGGACCACCAAGCUCUUCCCACUGUCAGUGCGUUACUGGACGCCAGACUUGGGAGUACAGACGAAGGUCCUUGAUUUCUAUGAUGACAGUGAUGAAACAUCUGCUGCGAUCCACAACCAGAUAGUCACCAAGCUGGAGGAAAACGGACUGGGACUAGACAUGAUAUCUGCGUAUUCCGCUGACAAUGCUAGUCUGAAUUACGGGAGAUACAACUCUGUCUUCCAGAAACUGAAAGAGAACAACAAUUGCAUUUUGAAGGCAAACUGUGUGGCCCACAUCGUUCACAACAGUGCAAAACACGCAGGAGAUCGGCUAAAUAUCGACAUCGAAAAUGUCGUCAACAAGACCUUUAGCCACUUCUCCUCAUCUGCCAAACGCAUUGAGGAACUUAAGUCAAUUCACACCUUUGUGGAGAUAGAGUACCAGUCCCUGCUUAGACAUGUGCCCACAAGAUGGCUGAGCUUGUGGCCUGCAGUGAAGAGCCUUCACGACAGCUGGGCUCCUAUCAAGACCUACUUUCUCUCAUUGGGAGAGGACCAGUGCCCAAAGUCACUAUGGCAGCUGUUCAAGGAUAACCAGGAUGGUGAGGGCAACCCCCUUGAUCUACAGGUUUACCUGUCCUUCCUCAGCAAUGCGCUGAAGAUUUUCCACAACACUGUGCUGGUGCUGGAGCGAGAAGAUGGGACUGUCUGUGAGCUCUACGAUAUGAUGUUCACCCUAAAAACCAAGCUACAGCAACAACAGAGUGAUGGUUUCUUUGGAGCCCAGACGGGUGUACUCCUCCAGCAGUUUCCAGACAGACAGGCAGCUGUGCUCAGAGAGGACAUGUGCAACUUCUACCAGUCCUCUCUCACCUACCUGGAGCAGCGCUAUGACUUCUCAGACUCCAACUACCAGAAGAAAGUGGCUAGCCUGGCACUAAAGAAGAGCCCAUUCAACUUCUCCCAUCUCUGUGAAGCUGUAGAGGUCCUGCAGCUAAGCAAGAAGUUGGACAUGGAUGCGCUAUAUGAUGAGUAUUGUGUCGUUCUGCCACACCAACAGGCCAUUGUGCAGACUGGAGCUACAGUCGUGGAGAAGUGGGCCAACUUACUAAAGCACACACACACACCAAACAUGACAGCAUUAGCUUCUUUCCUUUUGAGUGUACCAAUCACCAAUGCUUCAGUGGAGAGGGUCUUUUCACUGAUGACAGGAUGCUGGACGGACACAAGGAACAGAAGUCAGAAAUCCAGGUGAAGAGCAACUUCACAUUCAGUUGCAAGGACUUCUACACUUAUGUAGUGAAAGAGAAGGUUCUCCUCAAUGCUGUACGAUCCAACAAGAAAUACAAGUUCAAGAAGAAACCUGAAGAUGUUGGUGAAAAGGUUUGAGUCCUAAAGGUGUCCCCAGAACACUGAACAGUUUUUUUUUCCUGCGCCUGCCUUUACUAACAUGCAAGUUCACCAUCGUUCCUCCCCCUUCUCGUUCCGUGAACCUCUGGAGUUUCCUGGUUGAACGUGAAGUGGAUUUACUAGGCAGCAUGCAGCGUGAGUGUCGGAGGUCAGCUCUCUCCCGCUACCCCUCUGGCGAGGUCACAGCAGCCAGACUCCCAUACUGAUACACCUGACCGUCUCUUGGAGCAGCCAUCCAUAAUCUGAAGAACUUGGGGAAGAGGCCAAAAAACCUGUCAGCAUGACACUGUGGUUCAGGCUGUGGUACCGAGGACGCUGUGGGGAACAAACAAAGAGAGUGU
Onychostoma macrolepis is the source of this 2501-nucleotide messenger RNA. RefSeq lists its product as uncharacterized. The record is from RefSeq and is a predicted model, not a curated record. Lineage: Eukaryota; Metazoa; Chordata; Actinopteri; Cypriniformes; Cyprinidae. The coding region runs from base 602 to 2005 and encodes 467 amino acids. The transcript is spliced from 5 exons. Gene Ontology annotation, molecular function: protein dimerization activity.